ACUACAAAACAUGGCGGAUAUGCGCGACCGACGGUGAGAGGUUUGAGUGACUAAUAAUCAGUUUAACCUGAUAGAAAAUAUUUAUUUAAUGUUAUCCGUGUUAUAUUCCAUCUGCAAUAUCAUUGUGGACUUUUAUAAAGAUCCGAUUGUCCAUUAACUUUUAAAUGCAUCAUUAUGCAUAUGAGGAGAGUUCUCCACAUGAAAGACCCGCGACUGCAGAUCAACGUGCAACUGCAUUUCUCUCCGGUACGGUAGGAAAUUAACUAAAUGAAAUGUGGUGGAGGAUGUAAGAUGAUUGACAGGCCAGUUUACAGUGACAGGAUGCGACAGAGAGCAAAGACGCAAUUAUAUGACGUGAUAGUAUGUCCCAAAGCUUGUCUACUCUUUUGCUACACACUCAAAAGUACUUUUUGUUCACAAAAAGAGUACAUACUUUUAGGGCGUAGUAGAAGUAGGCGAAUUGGGACGCAGCACAAGUGUACACACAGGCCUAAUCAGCAACAACAACAACAACAAAAAAUCUGUAUAUGUUCAAAAUGUUUUUGAAUUUAGUACAGUACUGAACUCGAGAAUUAAAACAAACUUUCCAAACGAAGUAAAGACAGGCAGAUGAAAUCAAAAUGUUGGAAAGGUGAAUUUGGUGAACAUUAGAGAGACAUUAAGCAGUUUCACAGAAAAUAAACAAUAAAAAUAAUUAAUUAAUUAAUUGAUUAAAAGGAAACGAGAAUAAAGAAAUAGUGGCUUGCAACUCCAGAAUAAGGAAAAAAAUGGCAACAGCUGCAAAAAUUCGGUGACCCUGCUGUUUCUCCGCAGAACUUCAAAAGAGUCAGCCGCGCUCACGAUAAUGUGCACGAGCGCCCUCUAGUCACAGAUUUACUACAUCACGAAUAUCAUCCUUUAGCUCUACAAUGAAUUAUUCUUCUUCAUGAGCCAUCAGGAGUGUGGACUACAUCGGGGAGGAUGUAUGCGUUUAACUCAAAGGAUAAUAUCAGGUUUAUAUUAUUAGUAACUGUCAUUGAUUGCAUUAGUGUGUUACAUUUGUCUUCCUGGUGGAAGGUUUACUGAUCAGAUCAGAUUAAGUCUUAGACAAAUGUCGACUCAGCGGAAUACAACGGGUUUGCGUCUCUCCUCGAACAACAAUGCAUCUGACAACAGAACAUAACAGUAAACUAGACACAAACUUUCUUCUGCAACGACAAAAUAUAAUUUGCUGACGUCACCAGCUAGCACUUUUUACAUUUUGGAUCCUGUAGAAAUGCAUUUACUCGGGCAUCCAGGCAUUCGAGGCUUGGUCCUGAUAUGAGUUUGAGUAAUGGGAAGUUGCUUUGGAGUGAUACGUCAAAGGUCUCACCUGUCCUCCAGGAAUGCAUCCAGAUACAGCACCAAACGAGGAGGACGCAAUGAGCCCCUGAAGAAAGAUAAGCCCAAGUGGAAAAGUGACUAUCCUAUGACGGAGGGCCAGCUGCGCAGUAAAAGAGAUGAAUUCUGGGACACGGCCCCAGCUUUUGACGGCCGUAAAGAGAUCUGGGACGCGCUAAAAGCUGCAGCUGUAGCGAUUGAAUGUAACGACCAUGAACUAGCGCAGGCUAUUGUAGAUGGAGCUAGCAUCACACUGCCUCAUGGAUCCCUUAUGGAGUGCUAUGAUGAACUGGGCAACCGCUAUCAGCUCCCUGCAUACUGCUUGGCUCCUCCAGUCAACCUGGUCUCUGAGUGCAACGAUCAUAAUGUGUCUGAAUCCACUGAGCCACAGGAGAAGAAAGAGAAGGAGUUCCAGCUGAAGGUGCGUCUCUCCACCGGAAAAGACCUUCGUCUUAGUGCCACUAUGGCCGAUUCCAUCCGUCAGCUGAAGAAACAGCUUCAAGUUCAGGAAGAUAUUGAUACCAUCAAUCAGCGCUGGUUUUUCUCUGGAAAGCUCCUCACGGAUAAAACACGUUUACAGGACACCAAGAUCCAGAAGGACUUUGUAAUACAGGUCAUUGUUAAUCAGCCCAUUGUUCCCAACUAGUAAACACACAAAACUGUGAACCAGGACUCAAUAAACUCACACCUGCUUUUAUGUUUUCAUUAUAGCCCACUGAUCAGGUCGGAUUUCUUUUCCAAAUGUGAAGAACAAACAUUUCUUAUAGAAACAUCUUAAUUGUAGCAUACUAAAAUGUGUUAUACUAAAUUUACAUAUAUUGCCUUCUUGGUUUUAAUAUCCAUAUGUUGUGUGGAUAAUCAUUUCCAUAUUCUAUAUGGUAUCUUUUGCCUUGAUCCUUGGUACAGUCUGCUGUCCACUGCUUAGCAGACAUAGACUAUUUUCAAGAGGGUGAAUUUUCAGAGUGCAAGGAUUUUUCAGUCUUAUUAAGACACUAUUAAAAUGGUUAUUGCAUCAUGAUGCCAUUUUGAUUUGACUUUUCGGAGACUUAUGAAUCUGUCUGUUAUCAAAAAAAAAAAAAAAAAAAACCCUCAAACUUUGGUACUCUGUCUGAUUUUAAUUGCCAGUCAUAAUUUUUGUUCAUAUUCCGAAGCAAUAUGUAUACAUUUGUUUGUAGCCAUGCUUUUAAAGAGGUUUGUAAUUUAUUUUAGCACAGACAGGUUCAUUUUAUUAUUUCUAAUGUAAAUGAAUUUUUUAAUGAUUAAAAAUUACAAGGUUUGUUUAUUGACUUUAAAAACUCUAAAUUGUACAAUUAUUUCAUAUUGUAAUAUAUUGUUUCAUUAAGAAACAGAAUUGUAACUAAUUGUGUAUCUGGUGAAAAAACAAUCUCACUGUCAGUAUUUCACAAGUUUUUACUAAAUUUGACUGAUUUUUAUACUGUGGCAAAACAAAUUUUUGAGUUUUUUUUUUUUAAAUGAAUUUUCUAUUGAAAAAAUGUUGGUUGGCUUCAUUUACAAAUUGGCUUUUGUGGCAUGAUGUCAGUCAUCACAGAGAGGAUUUAUUGUCAGAUUUUUUUUCUCGUCUAUGAAUGGAAUUAAAUAGCAAUUUCAAAACACGUCAGUCUGUGUAUCAGUGUAAAUACGAGUGCAUGGUUUAUUUUUAAUACGAUGUAUUGAUAAACAACUUAUAAAUAUAUAUUUCUCACUGACAAAUAACUC
This is a messenger RNA of Ctenopharyngodon idella (grass carp), 3075 nucleotides long. RefSeq names its product ubiquitin domain containing 1a (gene ubtd1a). Lineage: Eukaryota; Metazoa; Chordata; Actinopteri; Cypriniformes; Xenocyprididae. Gene Ontology annotation, molecular function: protein binding. The transcript has 3 exons. The record is from RefSeq and is a predicted model, not a curated record. The coding region runs from base 1313 to 2005 and encodes 230 amino acids.